CCUGCGACACACACACACCUUUGCAGUCAUGGCGAGCGGUGCGCUGGAGAUUGUGGGAAUGUGCGUGACCAUAAUCGGCCUCAUCGGGGUCUCGGCCAGCACUGGAAUGCCUAUGUGGCGCGUGACUGCAUUCAUCGGGGAAAACAUCAUCGUGAUGGAGACCCGCUAUGAGGGAUUGUGGAUGAACUGCUACCGGCAGGCCAACAUUCGGAUGCAGUGUAAAGUGUACGACUCCCUGUUGGCGCUCACUCCGGAUCUUCAGGCCGCUCGAGGACUCAUGUGUACCUCCGUGGCUUUGACUGGAGUGGGUUUACUGAUCGCCAUUGUUGGAAUGAAAUGCACUGCAUGCAUUCAGGACAACGAUCGUGCCAAGCGAAUGGUUCUGAUUAUCAGUGGAUGCAUGAUCCUUGCUGGAUGCUUCUGCUGCCUGAUUCCUGUCUCCUGGACUGGGAAUGCCAUUAUUCGGGACUUCUAUAAUCCACUGCUCAUAGACGCCCAGCGUAGGGAACUCGGAGAGGCUUUGUAUAUUGGUUGGGUGUCAUCCGCGUUCUUGUUUGCCGGAGGAUGCAUCUUUAUAUGCUGCAGUGGUUCUCUAGACAAGGGUCCGGAUCCGAAGUAUAUGUACUCUAGGAAUGCACCUGCACCAUAUGUGGCCUACCAGCCUCAACCUGUGGCCUACCACCCGCAGCCGCGGUCAGUUUACAGCCACCCGUCCGACCCACCAUCAUUCAUUGAGCAAUCAUACCAACCAUCCAGACAGCAGUCCUUCAUACAGCCUUCCAGACAGCAGUCCUUCAUUCAGCCUUCCAGACAGCAGUCCUUCAUUCAGCCCUCCCGUCAUCCAUCCGCCCGCAGCGCUGUGGCUUAUCUCUGAAAUCCAGCAGGACUGUGUAUUUGCAUUUGUGGUUGUGUGCAUGCAUGUCUGCGUGUGUUUUAGAGAAAUGAAUGGGACUUAAAGAAGAAAACUUAAAGAAAAAAGCUAUUAAAAGUAAUUUGGAAGAUAGUUGUACAUUUCAUUUUUGAGACUAUUUUUGAAAAACUAACAUUACAUUUCUGUUUCUGCUUUUUGAAGCCCACGUGAGACUGAAAGAUGAGAGAAAAUGGAGAUAAACAAUAUAUGGACCAGAAAAUGGAACAUUUAAAUGGUUUUAUGCGUAACAACGUGAGAGCUAUUUCAUUUUUUUCUUGUUUCAAUGUUCUGGACACAAUUAAAAUACAUUUCUACUUUUAACAAACAAGAGACGCAAGUUUUUUAAGAACUUUUAGAAACACUUGUAACAUUUCAAAUGGAUUUAGAUGUAACAAAGUUAGUCCUGCAUUGCAUUUGUCCUUUUUUUAUUCUUUGGAAUGUUUCUGGUCAUUUUUAAAUGUUGUUUCUACUUUGUUUAUAAAUAGAAGCAAGUUGAGAACUAUGACUGAAGAUAAAUUGUUUUAAAUAUUUUUAAUUGUCAUUUUAAAGUACAGAUCACUCAGGAUGUCGUGAAGUGUUACUUGAGGUAUUUUUUACUGAAAACUGCACUCUAAAUAAUGCUGGGUUACUGUAAACCAGGGGUGUCAAAACUCAGUCCUGGAGGGCCAGCGUCCUGCAUAUUUUAGUUCCAACCACUUCCAACUCACGCCUGCGUAAUAGUCUCUAGUAGUCUUGAUCACCUUGAUUCUUUGCAUCAGCUGUGUUUAGGGUUGGAGCAAAACUGUGCAGAGCUGCGGCCCUCCAGGAAUCGAGUUUGAGACCUUUGUUGUAAACCAACUUUGGGUCAAAUAUGGACAAACCCUAAAUAUUAUGAUAAAAAGUAUCAUUUAAAUUUAAUUGAAUAUGAAGCCAAGGUUGGGUUUGUCCAUUUUGACCAAAAUGUUGGGUUAGUUUUAGAUGCCCAAAGUGUCUUAAACUACAAACUAAAGUUGUUUCAUAUUCACUCUCUCAUGUGUUUUGUAAAUAUUGAAGCACAAAUUGAUACAAUGAUUUAAUUCAUUAAAUGAAUUGAAAUAACCUUUAAGAUAUUUGCCAUUUUUUCAUAUAUUUCUGAAUUUACAUGUAAUUUUAAACAGCACUCUAAAAAUCCAGAGUUGUCU
Molecule: messenger RNA, 2070 nt
Organism: Danio aesculapii
Lineage: Eukaryota; Metazoa; Chordata; Actinopteri; Cypriniformes; Danionidae
Gene: cldn8.1
Product: claudin 8.1
Exons: 1
Coding region: 29-874 (281 amino acids)
Biological process (GO): cell adhesion; bicellular tight junction assembly
Cellular component (GO): bicellular tight junction; plasma membrane
Molecular function (GO): structural molecule activity
Source: RefSeq, a predicted model, not a curated record